ACAACAAUGGAUUCCGAUUCUGAGAGUCAAGAUAGUGACGAGGGCCGACGAUUUCGUUUCGAAGCCACCCGGAAAGAUAACGUGCGACCAGAACCGAAGCUUGGGAAACGUGCGAGGUCGAAGCCAGAGUACAAAUCCGACCAUGACGACGUAGAAUACAAAGAGAGAAAAGAGAAGUCGAAGCACGACAGCAGUCGAAGAGAACGCAGAUCCUCGAAAGAGCAAGAAGCCGAUGACAAGGACCUCAGGCACGCCUCGAAGUACUCCAAGCAUAAUGUUCACGAGGUGAAAAGCUCUAGACGCGAGAGCAGCAAAGAGGGAAAGGAUUAUAAAAGCGCGAGGGACGCUAGCACGGACUCCAGAACAUUCGCUUUGUCUUCCAAGCAAAAGCUAAGAGACGCGAAGCUGCACAGGAACCGGGACCGGAGCGAGCACAGGAAGCACAGGUCUCAGGAUCGGUCGCACAGUAGGAACGAGGACGACAGGUCUCAGAACGACAAAUACAGGAACAAAUCGCACGAGAAGUACAGGCACCGGUCUCGCGACAGAAGCUACCAGUCGCACAGGCAGAGAUCGUCAGAUCACGGCAGAUCCCGGGGAGAAUUUGAGAAGCACAACUCGCAUAAGAGAGCUUUAACGAAAGUGGACACAGACCAACGACUGCAGGAAGUCUCCUCACCCAAGAAUAUUGAGCAGAACCGCAGUGACAACGAGUUGCCGGCAACGAGAGACUUGUCGGCUGAGAGUCAUGAGUACAAAGAGUUAGAUCUGUCCGAGUUCGAUGUACUGUCCGAGACAGACGAGAACUUGUCCGAGGACUCGGAUGCGAAGGACAGGUGUACGUUAUCGCGGUACCAUAAGAGCAAAACGAAAAAGAGAAAUUCGAAUGAUGCCCAUGAAAACUCGAGGAAGAGACAAGCGACAGAGAACGAACACUCGGACGGCUCUCCUAAGGUAAUUGCGAGGAAGGACGUCUCGUCUUAUGGUUCCAGCAAUAAUAAUCCUGGUGCCAUUUCAGAUUCCGCGUUUGGCGCCGCGUCGUCUGUAUUAACGGGAUCAAUCAUGGAAGAUCACUACAAAUGCUCCAAACUGGAUGCAACAGAAAAAACGAUCGAUCUGAAUAGUAAAGAGGACAAGUUGAGCUCUGGUGAGACAACUUCCUUGCGCCUUAGUCAUCGCGAUUCCCCAGAGUCUGCGAAAGCAUCGUCUUCUGACGAGGACACAGCUUACGGUCCGAUCUUACCGCCGCAAUUGAUCACAGAUCGUGCUGACGAUGCCAAACCAGCCAAAAGUCCGAGCUUCAUAGGACCUUGCUUGCCGCAGAAUUAUGUGCGAGACGAGACCGAAAGAUUCGAAGCUGAUGCGAUGGAUCAUAACGAUAAGAAUGAUUCCGAUACCGAAAUGAUUUUCGGUCCAGCGUUGCCGCCGCAUUUGUUAGAACAGAAGCAGAGCAACGGAACUGAAGCGAAACUUAUAGGUCCUGCUCUUCCAAGCGCAAUUAAACCCUCCCACGACGAACAGAUAGAACAAUCAGAUUCCGAGAAUGAAGAUGCGAUCGGCCCGUUGCCGGUCGACCAUCCUGCGCUGCGAAGUAGUUACAUUUAUAGAAAAUUGGAGCACAGGGCACAACGAAUUAAAAAUGAACAAAUGAAUGAGGAUAAUAGUACUCUGAGUCAGCGAGAAGAAUGGAUGACAGAAUUGCCACCAGCACAAAUCAGUAAUCUGCAACUGGGUCCACGGAAGUUCCGCGUUAGAGCUGGUCCCGACAUGUCUGAUAGAUCAUGCUGGACGGAUACACCGACUAAGAAAGCUGAGAAACAGAAACAAAAAGAAGAAAAAGAGUUCUACGGCUGCCAAAAAUCCUCCACAAAAUUACCUGAGAAAAGUUUUGAAACCGAAGCCGGAAAAAGCAAAAAACGUGAGAAAUCGCUUUUGGAGAUACAUCAGAGCAAACUUCAAAAGAAAAAAAAGAAAGAAGAGAAGGAAGCAAAAUUGACUGGACAGACUGUUAGAAGACCAUUCGACAGGGAUGUAGACUUGCAGGUGAAUAGAUUCGAUCAGGCUCAAAAGAGUGCUAUCAUAAACAAAGCACGAUGCCUCGAUGAUAGGUUCUCUCGCGGAAAAAUUUAAAAAAUUUGUAGGAAGUUUAGAAAUCUUUACAAGAAUUAUAAGUUCCGCGAAGCAUACAUUCGUAAUCUGGCUCACUGUAAGCGAUAUCGCUAAUGAGUGCCUUCAACCAUGAAUAGUUUCAAUCGAUUUUCCUUUGCGAUUGAAUCGGAUUUCACUUUUGUUCUCUUUUUCGCUUUUUAAACGGUUUACAUUGUUCCAUUUGUUCGUUGCUCAACCAUUUUAGCGAUUGUUAAUUGUUAACAGUAUGACAUUUCAUCCUCUCCAAACUAUCAAUUUUCGUAUCGUAUACAUUUUGAUGUAAAUUCGACCAACGACUCGAGAUAUGUAUAAACAGACACAUUACAAAUAAUACCUUUUUUAUUGAUUUUGCUGACAAUUAUUACUACUCGGAUCUGUAUUGUGUAUAUAUACAUUAUACUAUCGAACUGUAUCCUCUGUAAAUGACUGUUCUUCAUACAUGAGCUGUAUAUAUACAUGUAACAUUUAUCUAUUGUAUCAUAAAACAUUGUAAUUCACGAAAACUAUACAUGUUAAGCAAAAAUACGGAAAAUAUGAAAUCAUAAAUUACGUACAUUCUGUGUACAAACAUUGAAGACGAUAUACGCUUCUCUUUUUUGUUCUUGUGUCACAGACUCAAUUUUAUCUGUGAUAGUUGAAAAAAACUAUGUCAAUGUACUAUGUUUAUUGUCCAAUGUAACAGUUAUGGCUGCACCAUGUGUACUUUAAAUAUACUUUUUAAGAAAAUUA
Megalopta genalis is the source of this 2877-nucleotide messenger RNA. RefSeq lists its product as uncharacterized. Lineage: Eukaryota; Metazoa; Arthropoda; Insecta; Hymenoptera; Halictidae. The record is from RefSeq and is a predicted model, not a curated record.